GAGCCGGAGCCGGAGCCGGAGCGGGCGAGGGCGGCGCGGCCCGACGCUCCCGGGGACUCCCCGAGCCCACCCCGCGGGCCAGCGGCGGGACUCGGGAGCGGCGCUGUGGGGCCGGCUGGGUGACGGAGGCGGGAGACGCGCUGGGGCGCGAGAUGGAGUCAGGAGACCAGGAGGUGAGCAGCAUGAAACUGCAGACAUUGCAGUUACUGCCGGAGGAGCAGAUAGUGACACUUCGUCAACAGAUGGUGGAAAGCCAGGCAUCCUAUCAACGCAAGCUGCAGAGCUCCCAAGAGGCACAGCAUAGGCAGGCAGUGCUUGUGCAGAAGCUACAAGCAAAGGUGCUGCAGUACCGGAGUUGGUGUCGGGAGCUGCAACAGAGGCUGGAAACGGAAAGGGGGGGACCCCUUUCACACAGGUGGGAAGCCAAGGAGGAGCACAGCCUGGAGAGGGCACUGGUCCAGUUGGAGGAGGAGCAGCAGAGAUGUGAGAAUCUAGCUGAAGUGAACACCCUGCUCCGGGAGAACCUGGGCAAGGCAAAUGAGGUGAAUACAGCCCUUAGAGAGGAUGUGCGAAAACUGACAGUUGAUUGGACAAGAGCCCGAGACGAACUGGAGCUCAAGGAGACCGAAUGGCGCACUGAACGUGAGGGACUUGUCAGCACUGAAGGCAGACCAGAUAAGACUUUCUGGAUCAAUACUUGUCAGCUGCUUCCAUCUAAGUUCUGGUACACGGCACUGGGAGUCGAACACUUUGGAAAGAUCUACCACAAGGGAUCAGACACAGCAGCUUUGUGCCAGGGCUCAGGAGCUGGAGAAGGAAGUAUACCAGAAAACCCAAGAAGUGAUGUGCUUGCAGGUCAAAGGGAAUAUAGAGAAAGAGGAGCUUCAGGGCAGGAGGCCAGUCGGGCGGCGGUAGAAUAUAAAGCUUCACUGACCAAGAAUGCCAAAGAAGAGACCCUUUCCCUUCAUCAGGUGAUAAAAGACAUAACUCAGGCCGUGCUAGAUGAUACUGACAACGCAGUCAACAUCUCAUGGGCUGAGAGCUCCCAGCAUCCUGAAUCCAGCGCCCUCUCCUCCUUGCUGAGUUCCAGUGACAUGGAAGGGGCCCUCGUUCUGGUCCAUGAAGCAUGUCAAGGAGGUGAGGUGCGGGCAGUACAGGCCCUAAGGGAGCAGCUUUCAGCCAGCCAGAACGCUGUCCAUUCUCUGCAACAUCAGCAAAGGCAGCAGGAAGAGGAAUGCAAGAUGCUGAGGCAGAGGCUCCAGCAGCUGGAAGAGAACUGCAAGACACUCACCAGCCAGACGCAGCACCUCCAGUCACUGGUGGAAACACUCAGCAGUGACCGUGUGAACCUGGAGAAGGCCAGGGAAGAGCUGCAGCAACAGCUGGAGGUGUCUGAGCAGGAGGCCUGGCGCUUGCGCCGAAGCAACACUGAGCUACAACUGAAGGAAGAUUUGUCUCAAGGGGAGAAGGAGGAGCAGCAGCUGGAGAUGGAGAGGAUCCUUCGGGAGAGGGAGCGCCUUCAGAAGGCUUUAGCUGCACUCGAAGCAAAGCAUUCAUUGUUAAAGAGCGAGUUGGUUGCCAGGAGGGAGGCGCUGGAGAAAUCCCACCUUGAUGGGGAGUUGAUGAAGCAAGAGAAACAUGAACUUGCCAUGGCACUGGAGAGGGCAGAACAGUCAAUUGCUGAAUUGACAAGUGCUCAGAAUAAACUGAAGACAGAAACCGCUGAUCUGCAUGAUGUGGCUGAGAAGAUGAGUGGCAUUAAUGAGGCAUUAGCUUUGGAUAAAAUGCAGUUGAAUCAGCUUGUCCUGCAGUUGGAGCAGGAGAAUCAGGCUUUGUCAAGCAAAGUGAAGGACAUGCAAAGAGCAACAACCUCUGUGCAGGAGGACCUGAGCCUGUCAGAAAGAGCAAAUGAGGAGCUCUGUGCAGAGAAAACCCAUCUGGAGCAGUUGCUGCAGAAAGCUAAGGAGGUGCAGGAGGGACUGCAGGCAGAGUUGAGUGUGCUGAGAGAUGAGAGAAAAGAGACCCAUGAGGUGAUGAGUCAGAUGUGUCGUCAGGAGGAGUUAUCUAGCACUGACUUGGAGAAAACACGGCUGGAAUCAAGUCGCCGUGGAGAUGCACUGGCUAAAGUAUCCAAAGAAAAGGAAGCCCUGGUGCGUGAGAAGGCAGCACUGGAGGUGCGACUAGGGGCUGUGGAACGGGACAGGCGGGGCCUUUCAGAGCAGCUGGCAGAGCUCAGAUCAGCAAAGGAAAUCUUAGAAUCCAGCCUGUUCGAGGCUCAGCAGCAGGUGUCUCAGCUGGAGGUCACUAGGGGUCAGCUGGAAAUCAAUGUUCAAACAGUCACCCAGGCCAAAGAGGUGAUACAAGGAGAAGUGAAGUGCCUUCGUUGUGAGCUGGAGACAGAGAGGUCCACAAUGGAGCAGGAGCGGGAAGAUAUGGCACAGCAGCUCUCACGGACAGAGCAGCAAUAUCAAGAUACCCUUAGCCUUCGGCAAGCUGCGUACGAGGAGGAAAUGAACAAGCUCCUGCAAGAGCUGAAGAGUGAGCAGGACUGGCACUGCGCAGAGCUGAAAGAGGUGUCGGAGCUCUCAGCCCAAGAGAAAGCAGAGGCAGAAGGUGCUUAUGAGAAGAAGCUGUUGGAGCUGAGGCAGGAGGCUGCUACUAUGCAAUCUCAGAAAGAAGAGGAGCGAGCUAGGGCUGAAAAUGCCAGGCAAGAGGUGCUGCUAGAGAAAGAGAGGGAGAAGAAGUCUUUGCUGGAGGCACUGCUCCAAACACAGGAAGAAUUGACAGAUGCCUGUCAUCAGCUGGAGCAGCUUCGCCAAGAGGUGAAGAAGCACCAGAAGGAGCAGGACACCGUGGUGGGGCUGCAAGCUGAGCUCCAGGAAGCUCAGAAUCAGACGGAGGCGGUGGAGAGCAGGCACCAGGAAGAGGUCAAAACCCUCAAAGAGGAAAUAGACGUUCUCCUUACCCAGCGAGACACCCUGCGAAACCAGGUGCAAGAGCUAGUGGUCACCAAGGAUUCCUGGCAAAAGAUUGGCCUGGAGGCUCAGCAGCAAUUGAAUGAGGUGCAAAAAUUAUCCAAUCAGAAGAUACUGGAGGCUGCUCAUAUCCAGAAGAUGCUAGAGGGGGAGAGGAGCCGACGGGAGGAGGCGGAGCUUCAGAACACAGAGCUCCGGGCCACGCUCGGAGCCCUGGAGGGAGAAAGGAGCCGACGGGAGGAGGUGGAGCAUCAGAACACAGAGCUCCAGGCCAUGCUCAGAGCCCUGGAGGGGGAGAGGAGCCGACGGGAGGAGAUGGAGCAUCAGAACACAGAGCUCCAGGCCAUGCUCAGAGCCCUGGAGGGAGAAACGAGCCGAUGGGAGGAGGUGAAGCGUCAGAACACAGAGCUCCAGGCCAUGCUCAGAGACCUGGAGGGGGAGAGGAGCCGACGGGAGGAGGCAGAGCGUCAGAACACAGAGCUCCAGGCCAUGCUCAGAGCCCUGAAGGGGGAAAAGAGCCGAUGGGAGGAGGUGAAGCGUCAGAACACAGAGCUCUGGGCCACACUCAGAGACCUGGAGGGGGAGAGGAGCCGACGGGAGGAGAUGGAGCAUCAGAACACAGAGCUCCAGGCCAUGCUCAGAGCCCUGGAGGGAGAAAGGAGCCGAUGGGAGGAGGUGGAGCGUCAGAACACAGAGCUCCAGGCCAUGCUCAGAGACCUGGAGGGGGAGAGGAGCCGACGGGAGGAGGCAGAGCGUCAGAACACAGAACUCCAGGCCAUGCUCGGAGCCCUGAAGGGGGAAAAGAGCCGAUGGGAGGAGGUGAAGCGUCAGAACACAGAACUCUGGGCCACACUCAGAGACCUGGAGGGGGAGAGGAGCCGACGGGAGGAGGCAGAGUGUCAGAACACAGAGCUCCGGGCCACGCUCGAAGCCCUGGAGGGGGAGAGGAGCCGACGAGAGGAGGUGGAGCGUCAGAACACAGAGCUCCAGGCCACGCUCAGAGCCCUGGAGGGGGAGAGGAGCCGACGGGAGGAGGUGGAGCGUCAGAUCACAGAGCUCCAGGCCAUGCUCGGAGCCCUGGAGGGUGAAAAAAACAGCCUGGCUCUGGCCGUGGAGGGGAAGAAGCUGAGACUCAGGACCUUCCAGGAGAGAGAUGAUGCCCAGCGAAGUGAGAUCAUCAGCUUGCAUGCAGCCAUUUGCCAAGCUCAGCAGCUCCAUUCUGACCACAGAGGAGAGAUACAGGCGCUCAACACCCAGGUUCACUCACUCAGGCAGGCAGUGCUAGAGAAAGAGGCUGGUUUAGUGGCCCAUGAGAAGCAGCUGUCACGGGAUCUGGAGGAGUCGCGGGCGGGUGAGCGGCAUUUGAGGGAUUUGCUGCGGAAGCAAGAGGCAGAGGUGUCUCAGCUGCGCCUUAGCCUUUGUAGCACAGAGAGCCGGGCAGAGGCACUGGCUGUGGAGUGCCACCUCACCAGCAGUGCCCGCUGUGAAGCAGAGUCCCAACUGGCCAGGCUGCACACCAUUCUGCAGCAUACACUGUGUGGCAGCACUCUGGCAAGUGGAGACCUUGUCACGUGGAGUCCAGAACAGGAUCAUGUUUGUGGGUUUACUGGGCCUCAACCUAAGGACCUCCCCAUAGAGCUCACAGCAGAGAAAGUGGCAACAGCCUUCCGGGACCUGCACCAGGACCUGAGGCAGACUCUGCAAGAUCGGGAUGAUGCCAGGAACAAGGCUCAGAAGCUGGAGCAAGAGCUGAGCAAGAAGGAGGCUGAGAGGGACUGUCUCAGUGCUCACACCCAAGAGCUGCAGAAGUGGUUGGCCCAAAGCCAGGAAGAGAUGCGGAUGGUAGAAGGGAAGCAGGGCUCACUCCAGGCCACACUGCAAGAAGAGGUCAUUGCCCUAAAGAAGGAGGUUGUGACGUUGCAUGGGGAGGUUGCAUCCUUGGAGAGGAGCCUUGAGGGCACCGAGAAGCAAAGAAGGGAUGUUGUGCAUGAACGGGACAUGCUGCAAGCAGCUAAGGAGAAACUGGUAUGGGAGAUGGACCUUCUCCGGGAAUCAGUCUCUGCCGCUGAGACUCGGGCAAACAUAGCAGCAAAGAUGAGCCGUUCCCUAGAACAAGAGCUUCAAACAACCCUCUCUGCCCUGAAAAUGAAAAGUGAGGAAGCAGAGACUCAGCAGGAGGGAAUCCAGACAUUUCAGAAGGAGGCUGCCUUGGGGAAGGCUUUGCAGGAAAAUCUGGGUCACCUGACUCUUGCCUUAAGCCAGAGAGAUGGAGAAAUGAAAACACUGCAAGAACAGAUUAGGGAACUGGAGCAGCAGAGAGAAAUGCAAAGAACAGCUCUAGAUCACCUUACUAAAGACCUAGAGGAGAAGGACAGAGAGGUGGAAUCCCAACAAGAACAGAUUCAGGAACUAGAGAAUCAGAGGGAAAUGCAGAAGACUGCUCUAGAACGACUGACUUUAAACCUAGAGGAGAAAGUAAAGGAAAUUAAAUUCCAGGAAGAGAAAAUCCAGACUCUGGAAGAACAUGGAAGAUCACAAAUGAAAGCACUGCUGGAGGAUCUAGAUCUGAUCAAAGCAGACUUGAGAGGAAAAGAUUGUGAGCUUAUGUCUCAGAGAAAGGUAGCUGAAGAAUUGAAAGAGGAGGAGAAAAAGCAGGUGAAGGUUCUGCGCACAAGCCUAGAACACAUGAAAGCAAUUCUUUGGGACAAAGAGAGUGAGAUCGAAUCACAGCGGGAGCAGAUAAAGAUUUUCCAGCAGUAUGAGGAUCAGCAGGAGGGAGAGCUUCAGGACCUGCGGGAGAAAGUAAAACAGAUGACCCUCACUCUGACUCAGAGAGAUCAAGAGCUUGAGUCACAGCAAAAGCAAAUUCAGAACAUUAAGGAAGAGAUGGAAAUGAAACUAAAGCCUCUUUGUGAACAUCUGGAGCAAACACAAGCAGCCUUAAAAGAAAAAGACAGAGAGCUCGAAUUCCAAAUGCAGCAAAUACAGAAACAUGAGGAAGAAGCAGAAGGGCAGAUGAAGGUUUUACAGAGAGAUUUAGAAUACACCAAAGCAGCACUAAAGGAGAGAGAUGGAGUGAUUACGUCUCAGAAAGAGCAGAUCUGGACACUCCAAAAACAAGAAAGAGAAGCUGAGCAACAGGUGAAAACUCUUGACAAUCUUAAAGCAAUAUUAAGGGAGCGAGAGCAAGAAAUUGAAUCCCUGCAAAAGCAAUAUGAGGUGCACAAGACAGAGGAGGAGAAGCAGGCAAGAGCCAUGCAAGCAAAUCUUCAACAAACACAGGUGACUCUGAGGGAGAGAGAGAGGGAAAUAGAGGCCCUUCAGGAAGGAAUCCAUGAGCUUCAGCAGCACGAGGAAGAUGCAGUGACACAGACUAAGGCUGUCUUGAAGACACUUGAAUAUACCAAAUCGUCUCUACAAGCCAGAGACCAGGAGAUAGAGUCUUUGCAAGGGCAUGUCAAAGAGCUCUUAGGGCAGAAAGAGCUGGAAGAAACAUGUGUCAGGAGCUUACAGCAAGAUCUAGACAGAAUGAGCCAAAUAGUGAAGGAGAAGGAUGUAGAACUCCUCAAGCAGGCGGAGCAAAUUAGCAUAUGCCACCUUCAAGAAGAAAGCAUGCAGGUGGCACUAAAGUCCUGCCAGAACAAAGCAAGUUGUCUAGAGGAAGUUGUAAGAGAGCGAGAGUGGGAGAAUGAGACUCUCAUUCAACAGCUCCAGCACCAAGAGGAAGAGCAAGAGACCCUGCACCAUCUCCAGCUUAUGCAGUCUGAGAAAGAGGAGAGACAUCACAGAGAGAGAGAGCAGCUUCUAGAAGAAGCCCUGAACAAGAGGGAACAGGAAAUCAAGGCCCAAGGUAAGCAAAAACAAUUGGAAGAGGAGGAGGCGAAAGGUCUUCAAGAAAAUCUCCAGCAUCUCCAGCAGACACUGGUCAAAAAGGAUGAGGAAAUCAAACACCAGAGAGAGAGAGUCAGGUGCCUGGAGGAGAUUCUGAGAGGGAGAGAGCAGGAGCUGAGGACACAGGGUGAACUCCUGAAGCAGCUCACCUCAGCUCUGCAAAGGAGAGCUGGUGAAGGGGAGACCCUAAAGAGCCAAAUCCAGAAACUCCUGAUAUGGGAGACAGAGGAGGCAGCCCAGAGGAAGGUUCUCCAGGAGAGAGACCAGCAGCUGGAAAGGCAGACAGUGUGGAUCCAAGAGCUGGAAGAGGAGAAGAAAGUGAAGGAUCAAGAACUGGAGCAUAUGGUGGCUGUUCUGAAGCAGACUGAGAGUGUGGAGAUAGAAUGGAGGGAGAAAGCACAGGCUUUGGCUUUGUCCCUGGCCCAGAGCGAAGCAGCCAGUAGGACCCUGAGGGAGGAAAUGGCUGUCCUACAGAGCAUGGUAUCAGAGCGGGAUAAGGAUCGGCUUCAUCUUCAGGAGCAGCUUGCUUCAGCUCUCAGAGACCUAGAGGAGAGGGUUCCAAACAAGGCUCUGAAUGGAGAUGUGGAUCUGCUGCUUAGAGAGGAGAGAGCAGGGAAACGGCAGGCCAUGGGAGAGGAUGAGGAGCAGCUGGCAGCAGGGGUAGAGAGGAGACUCCUGCAGCAGCGGCUGGAACGUCUGCAGCGAGCUGUCGCAAGGCUGGAACACGACAAAACUGAGCUGGAGCAGCUAAACACCCAACUCAGGAGGACUCUAGAGCAGGUGGAGCGUGAGCGGAAGAGGCUGAAGAGGGACCGUGCUGGUUUCUCACUACCAGAUGCCUGUGGACUUCCCGUGUCUGACUCUGGGCAGAAUAAGGCACCGACUUCAGGACAGGAGGAGGCCCGGACUCUCCGUAGGCAAUGCGACGAGUUGCAGAAGCAGGUGUCUCUUCUGCAAACCCAGCUGAUGCUGGAGCGGAAGCACAAGCAGGACUACAUCAAGUGCUGUGCAAAGACCAGACAGGAGCUGUCGGGCCUACACCAGGAGCUCUCUCACUCCUUAGCAGCUGUGGCCAGGGAGCCCAAGGCUGCUGUUCUAGAAGCAGAAACGCGGAAGCUGGAUGAAUCCCUGAACCACAGCUUGGCCUUGGUGGCUCUAGGGUGGGAUGGCCAAUCUCCUGAGAAACACCCUCUGAGUUCCACUCCCAGAGCAGCCCAGCGGAAUGAGUUGAGGUAGCAGGAUCAGCGUUCAGCAACUGGGUCACAGCCAGAGCAAGGUCCAACCCUACGUGUGGUUUGGCAAUGCCAUUUUCAAAGGUACCAUGGACAAUAGACUCUUGCCCACCUUGCAGAAGAGUCAUACUUGGUAGUGGAAAAGGUGGUGAUUAUCCCUUCAAGAGCCAUCCCUUCCAUUUUCAUGGGCCAGACCUCCUCAGGGUCCAGCCUGCCCGCUAAUGUAGCCGUGACCUCUCACAGCCCCAUCUGAAUACCAAUCCUCAGGAACAUUGAACCACAUGGUUGGUUGUUGCACAUGGGAGGAUGGAGCCAAUAAGAACAUGGGUAUUCCCCCUUCUUCACAGCCUGUGUAUCCUGGGGACUGUCCCUAGAGUGUGCAGAAACCUGCUGCAGGGAGUGAAUUCAGGGGUGUGGGGUUGUGUCAAAGCUGAGACCUGGGGCAGGGUGGGCAAUAGUGCUCAUUAUGAAAAUGCUAUAGGUAGCAGUGUUCACCAUGGAAACUUUCCAGCAGGACUAUGGUAGGGGAUCAGAGGCUGGAGCUGGCCUGGGCAGAGCUCAGAGAUUUGAGGCGAGCUGGAUAAAGGCUCUCGGGUUGACUGGCAGCAGCGGAUUGGUGGAAUUCUCCUUUUCUGAAGCAUGAUUGCUGCCUGCCCCAGGAAUGUUGCUGUUACAAGGUGCCCCCAGAGAUUGCCCUCCUGCUGCUGGGAGAGCUGCUUCCAAACGACUUUGUACUGUUUCCCUUUUAGUAAGAGCUCCAGCAGGAUCUGUAUUUCAGCUUUUACAAUAAAGUUAUUCCCUCUGAAA
This is a messenger RNA of Dermochelys coriacea (leatherback sea turtle), 8905 nucleotides long. RefSeq names its product centrosomal protein 250 (gene CEP250). The coding region runs from base 153 to 8102 and encodes 2649 amino acids. The record is from RefSeq and is a predicted model, not a curated record. The transcript has 32 exons. NCBI's taxonomy places the organism in Eukaryota, Metazoa, Chordata, Testudines, Dermochelyidae.